AUGAUUGAUUUAUUAGCAGCAAACAAUGGAAGAGUUUUAUCUUUACAAAACAUAACUUUUCUUGUAUUGGAUGAGGCAGAUAGAAUGUUUGAUUUAGGUUUUGAACCACAAAUAAAUAAAAUCUUAUCUCAAAUUAGACCUGAUAGACAAACAGUAUUGUUUUCAGCUACUUUUCCUAAAAAAUUAGAGGCAUUGGCUAAACAUAUACUAAAGGAUUCCAUCGAAGUAGUUGUUUGUGGUAUUGGUGUUGUUGCUAAAGUAGAUCAAAGUAUUAUAUUGUUAAUGAUGAAUGAUAAAGUUUCAAAACAAUCAGAUGUUGAUAAAAUGGUCUCAAAUCUUUUGCUUCACAAAUUUCCAUGUGUUUCAAUACGUGGUGGUAAAGAUCAAUUAGAUCGAAAAUAUGCUAUAAAAGAAUUUUCAUCACCAAAUAGUGGAGUAAAUAUAUUAAUUGCAACUUUAAUUGCUGCAAGAGGAUUAGAUGUUAAAAAUUUAUCUUUGGUAGUAAAUUUUGAUCCACCAAGUCAUUUAGAUAAUUACGUACAUCGUGUUGGUAGAACUGGUAGAGCAGGAGCAAAAGGUGAAGCAAUUACGUUUGUGUUUAGACUGCAAGAAAAAGAAAUCAAUAUUUUGGUGAAAGCUUUAAAAUCUAGUUCAAAAGAUAUACCUCCAGAAUUAUUAAAAAUAUCUGAAAAUUUCUUGGGUAAAGUUAAAUCUGGUGAUGUUAAAACAAGUUCUGGAUUGGUGGUAAAGGUUUAG
This is a messenger RNA of Lodderomyces jiufengensis, 756 nucleotides long. RefSeq lists its product as uncharacterized. The record is from RefSeq and is a predicted model, not a curated record. The coding region runs from base 1 to 756 and encodes 251 amino acids. Gene Ontology annotation, molecular function: RNA helicase activity; RNA binding; ATP binding. NCBI's taxonomy places the organism in Eukaryota, Fungi, Ascomycota, Pichiomycetes, Serinales, Debaryomycetaceae. The transcript has 2 exons.